GGCACAUAAAGCUCGCAUUAUGACCAAUAAAGUCUCUCUAAAUAUCUAGUAAAAAUACUCAAAAACUUUAUAUCAAGUUCAAAUCAGCAAAGAUAUAUUUUUCAUAAUUUCAGCUAAUAAUUAGCACUCACCGUAGUGCUUGGCUCCCUCAACUCCUAACUAUACCGACCCCACCAUCCAAGGGGAUCCGCCUCCCGCUUCUUCUCCUCCACGCUGCCUGCCACCUUGCUUGUAGCAACAUCGACGACUUCACUCAGCUCGAACCGCAACCAUGAAGCUUGAUGUCAAGCGUCAACUCUUUGCUCGCACUGAGCGAGUGAAGGGUAUCGAUUUCCAUCCUCAAGAGCCAUGGGUUCUCACUACUCUUUACAACGGUAACGUCCAGAUCUGGUCAUACGAGACGCAACAAAUCGUCAAGACCUUUGAGCUUGCCAAUGUUCCCGUCCGCGCUGGUAGAUUUGUUGCCCGUAAAAACUGGAUCAUCUGCGGUUCCGACGACUUCCAAAUCCGAGUCUACAACUACAACACAUCCGAACGCAUUGCUGCUUUCGAAGCCCACCCCGACUACAUUCGUGCGAUCGUCGUCCAUCCUACUCUUCCCUUUGUUCUCACUGCUUCCGAUGACAUGACAAUCAAGCUGUGGGACUGGGAGAAGAACUGGAAGUGCGUUCAGACAUAUGAAGGCCACAGCCACUACGUUAUGUCCUUGGCAAUCAACCCCAAGGAUACCAAUACCUUUGCGUCUGCUUGCUUGGAUAGAACAGUCAAGAUCUGGAGCUUCGGAUCGCCAAAUGCCAACUUUACUCUCGAGGCCCAUGACACCAAGGGUGUCAACCACGUUGACUACUACCCUCACUCCGAUAAGCCCUACAUCCUGACGACGUCCGAUGACCGAACCAUCAAGAUUUGGGAUUACACUACCAAGUCGCUGAUUGCUACUCUGGAAGGACACUCCAACAACGUCUCAUUUGCGUGCUAUCACCCUGAACUGCCGGUCAUUGUGUCUGGUUCUGAAGACGGUACGAUACGCUUGUGGCAUGCCAACACAUACCGAUUCGAACAGUCCCUCAACUAUAGCCUGGAGCGUGCCUGGUGCGCCUCGUACCAGAAGGGCAAGCAGGGUAUUGCUGUUGGUUACGAUGACGGUGUUGUUGUUGUCAAGCUGGGUCGCGAAGAGCCGGCUGUAUCCAUGGAAGCUACUGGCAAGCUUAUCUGGUCCAAGCACAACGAUGUUGUUUCCGCUAUUAUCAAGCCUGAUGACACAAUCAAGGACAAUGACCCCAUUACAGUCACGACAAAGGACCUCGGAACUUGCGAAGUCUACCCCCAGACCCUCACCCACUCCCCCAACGGUCGUUUCGUGUCCGUCUGUGGCGAUGGCGAGUACAUUAUUUACACGUCAGUAGCCUGGCGCAACAAGGCUUUCGGUUCUGCCCUUGACUUUGUUUGGGCGUCGAAAGAGAACAGCACCGACUUCGCCAUCCGUGAAUCUCCCAUGAGCGUCAAGGUUUACAAGAACUUUGUUGAGAAGGCUGGCGGUCUUGAUGUCGGCUUCCAGGCUGACGGAUUGACUGGUGGUGUAUUGCUUGGUGUUACUGGCCAAGGCGGUAUUUCCUUCUUUGACUGGGCGACUGGCAACCUGGUUCGCAGAAUUGAAGUCGAGCCUAAGAAUGUCUACUGGUCGGAAUCUGGCGAGCUUGUUGCUAUUACCAGCGAAGACAGCUUCUACGUCCUUAGAUUCUCCCGUGAAAACUAUCUUGAUGGUCUUCAGUCUGGCGAAGCCGAUGAGGAUGGUGUUGAAUCUGCUUUCGAGCUCAUCACCGAUAUCAACGAAACUGUCCGCACUGGUGAAUGGGUGGGCGACUGCUUCAUUUACACAAACACGACUAACCGACUCAACUACCUCGUUGGCGACCAAACCUACACGAUUUCCCACUUCGACAAGCCCAUGUACGUUUUGGGUUACAUCCAGCGCGAUGCUCGCAUUUACAUUGCCGAUAAGGAUGUCAACUUGACGUCGUUUGCCCUGUCCAUCUCGGUCUUGGAGUACCAGACUCUUGUCCUGCGUGAUGAGAUGGAUGCUGCCGCAGAAUUGCUUCCUACUAUUCCUGAGGACCAAAUGAACAAAAUUGCCCGCUUCCUUGAAGGCCAAGGUCAUAAGGAAAUGGCAUUGGAGGUUGCAACGGAUCCCGAACACAAGUUUGAGCUUGCGCUGGCUCUGAAUCAACUCAACAUUGCGCUGGAUCUGGCUAGAGACGCCGAUACCGAGCACAAGUGGAAGAUUGUUGGUGAUGCCGCCCUUGCUGCCUGGGAUGUUGCUCUUGCGACCGAAUGCUUCACAAAUGCCAAGGAUAUUGGCUCUUUACUUUUGAUUUACUCAUCGACAGGUGACCGCGACGGGUUGGCCAAGCUGGCUACCCAGGCCGAGGAAGCCAACGCCAACAACGUUGCGUUCUCAAGCAACUGGCUUUUGGGCAAUGUUGCCAAAUGCCAGGAGAUUCUCUCUGCCACUGGCCGUCACGCUGAAGCCGUUUUGUUCGCACAGACCUAUAAGCCCAGCUUGGCUGCUGCCGCCGCUAAGCAGUGGAAAGAAAGCCUGGAGCAAAACAAGAAGUCCCGCGUAGCCAAGUUGAUUGGUAUUCCCGGCGAAGACGAGGACCUCUUCCCCGCGUGGGAUUCUUGGCUGCAGAUUGAAAGCGAGGGAGGCACAGUUACCGACAUCACAGCAGAUGCCAACGGAACUCACGAGGAGGACGCCGCCGAGCCCGAGGCUGAAGAGGAGGCUGAGGAGGCCGAGGAGUAGACCAAGUCGUUAUAAAUGGAGAACUAUGAAGCACAAAAAAUAGGAUAAACAAAACGCAGUGGAUGGCUCAACGAUAGAGCCUUUGUCAUGGGAACGGUUGCAUAUUUCUGUUACUAUUUCAAGGAGCAGCAUGGCGGAUGAGGUGCUGAAUGCGAGACGUAAUGCAAUGAAUACAUAAAAACACUACCUUG
Molecule: messenger RNA, 2994 nt
Organism: [Torrubiella] hemipterigena
Lineage: Eukaryota; Fungi; Ascomycota; Sordariomycetes; Hypocreales; Clavicipitaceae
Source: the annotation of a GenBank genome assembly